CCAAAGCUGCGCGGGGUGAGCAGAGCAAGUGCCAGGCUGGGCCACGAGACGCCGCUUCUUGCCAGGGUCCUGGCAGCUUCCUCUUCCACAGCCACUUCCGUGUGGCCGGGGCCCCAGAGGCAGGAGCUGCUGCUGGUUGCCCAGGCCACCCUCCACCCCCGUUUGGAGCCCUGCCCAUGUAGGGCUGGGCCAAGCCCAGCGGCCAGCGGGGAUUCCAUGGGGGACUGUUAGGGCAAAGGUCUUGGGGGACAGAGGUGGCUGGGCCAGAGUCCUGGGGCUCCGGCCAUGAAGUCUCGGCAAAAAGGAAAGAAGAAGGGCAGCUCGAAGGAGCGAGUGUUCGGGUGUGACCUGCAGGAGCACCUGCAGCACUCCGGCCAGGAGGUGCCCCAGGUGCUACUGAGCUGUGCCGAGUUUGUGCAGGAGUAUGGAGUGGUGGACGGCAUUUACCGCCUCUCAGGGGUCUCCUCCAACAUCCAGAAGCUCCGGCAGGAGUUUGAGGCAGAACGGAAGCCAGACCUUCGCCGGGAUGUUUACCUCCAGGACAUUCACUGCGUCUCCUCCCUGUGCAAGGCCUAUUUCAGAGAGCUGCCAGACCCCCUGCUCACCUACCGGCUCUAUGACAAGUUCGCUGAGGCCGUGGCGGUACAAUUGGAGCCUGAGCGUCUGGUUAAGAUCCUAGAGGUGCUUAAAGAACUGCCUGACCCAAACUAUAGGACCCUGGAGUUCCUCAUGCGGCACCUGGUGCACAUGGCCUCGUUCAGCGCCCAGACCAACAUGCACGCCCGCAACCUGGCCAUCGUAUGGGCCCCCAACCUGCUGAGGUCUAAGGACAUAGAGGCCUCGGGCUUCAAUGGGACAGCAGCCUUCAUGGAGGUGCGCGUGCAGUCCAUUGUUGUCGAGUUCAUCCUCACGCACGUGGACCAGCUCUUUGGGGGUGCCGCCCUCUCCGGUGCUGAGGUGGAGAGUGGAUGGCGAUUGCUCCCAGGGGCCCGGGCGUCGGGCAGCCCCGAGGACCUGAUGCCCAGGUCUCUGCCUCACCAUCUGCCUAGCAUCCUGCAGGCUGGCGAUGGGCCCCCCCAGAUCCGGCCUUACCACACGAUCAUUGAGAUUGCGGAGCACAAAAGGAAGGGGUCGUUGAAGGUCAGAAAGUGGAGAUCUAUCUUCAAUCUGGGCCGGUCUGGCCAUGAGACAAAGCGUAAACUUCCUCGGGGGGCUGAAGACAGGGAGGACAAAUCCAGUAAGGGGACACUGCGGCCAGCCAAGAGCAUGGACUCACUGAGUGCCGCGGCGGGGGCCAGUGAGGAGCCCGAGGGGCUGGUGGGACCCAGCAGUCCCCGGUCUAGUUCACUGCUGCCUGAGAACUCGGAGAACGAUUCUAUGGAGGCAGCAGAGGGGGAACAGGAGCCCGAGGCGGAGGCACUGGGUGGCACCAACUCUGAGCCCGGCACUCCGCGGGCCGGGCGGUCGGCUGGCCGGGCCGGGGGCAGCAGCCGGGCAGAGCGCUGUGCUGGCGUCCACAUCUCAGACCCCUACAACGUCAACCUCCCGCUACACAUCACCUCGAUCCUCAACGUGCCCCCCAACAUCAUCUCCAACGUCUCCUUGGCUAGGCUCACCCGUGGCCUCGAGUGCCCUGCUCUCCAGCCCCGGCCAAGUCCUGCCUUGGGCCCUGGCCCUGGCCCUGGCCUUGGGCCUGGUCCCCCAGAUGAGAAGUCGGAGGCAAGUCCAGCCCCAGGUCCCCUGGCUGACUCGGGUUCAGCGGACACGGCCCUUGCCCUGGAGGACUGCCUGUCCCAGGAGGUGCAGGAUUCCUUCUCCUUCCUAGAGGACUCAAGCAGCUCAGAGCCCGAGUGGGUGGGGGCGGAGGAUGGGGAGGUGGCCCAGGCAGGAGCAGCAGGAGCAGCCUUCUCCCCUGGGGAGGACGACCCUGGGAUGGGCUACCUGGAGGAGCUCCUGGGAGUUGGGCCUCAGGUGGAGGAGUUCUCUGUGGAGCCGCCUCUGGAUGACCUGUCUCUGGACGAGGCGCAGUUUGUCCUGGCUCCCAGCUGCUGUUCCCUGGACUCUGCUGGCCCCAGGCCUGAAGUGGAGGAGGAGAACGGGGAGGAAGUCUUCCUGAGUGCCUAUGAUGACCUAAGUCCCCUUCUGGGACCUAAACCCCAGACCUGGGAGGGUGCAGAGAGUCUGAAGGAGGAGGCAGGGGAGUGUGGAAGACAGGCUCCAGGACAGGCUGAGGAAGAGCAGGUGUGCUGGGAAGAUGGAGAGGACAAGGAGUCUGAGCCUGAGAGCAAACAGAUCAGGGAAGAGGCUGAAGGGAGGCCAGAGAGUGAGGUGGAGAGUGGAAAGGCCAGUGAGGAAGACGGGAUGGUGGAGGGAAGCCAAGAGACAAUAGUCAGUUUGAGAGAGGGUAGUGGAGAGACAGAGACCAAGGGACAGAAGUCUGAAGGUCAGGAAGCUGAAAGUAUGAAAGAGGCUCAGGGUGUGGAGGAACCAGGAGGGCAGGAUAAAAGCCAAGAGAAGGAAAAAGAGAUUGAGAGAGAAGAGCAGGCUGAGCGAGAAGUGGCACAGGCAGAUGCUGGAAGGGACCGAGAGCACGGAGCCCAGGAGCACCAAGAUGCUGAGGGAAGCUGGGAAGUUGUAAACAAACCAGAGGCUGAGGGAGGCAGAGAGGGCGAGGACAAAGAACAGAGGGGGGACGGAGACUGUAAGGCAAGAGGAGACCGAGGAGAUGGUGAAGACAGCAGACCUCUAGAAGAAGUGGUUGGAAAAGGAGCAGGGGAGGUGAGCAAGGAACGGGAGAGUGGAGAUGGAGAGGCUGAGGGAGACCGGAAGUCUGGAGGUGCCUGUUUGGACGACAGCACUCUCUCUGCAGAGGCAGACCUAGAGUCCUUGGAGAUUGACAGUGCCCAAGAGGGCAAAGCCCAGUCUUCCAGGUUGGAACAGGCAGCCCCACAGUCACCUCAGCCAGAGGAGCCAGAGCCUGAAGCACAGCCCUAUCCAGAGGGCUGUGAUCUGUGCCCCUGUGCCCUUGGCUCAGCUGGUGGUGUGGGCAUGCGCCUGGCUUCCACCCUGGUUCAGGUCCAGCAGGUGCGCUCUGUGCCCGUUGUGCCCCCUAAACCACAGUUUGCCAAGAUGCCCAAUGCAAUGUGUAGCAAGAUCCAUGUGGCACCUGCAAACCCAUGUCCGAGACCUGGCCGACUCGAUGGGACUCCUGGGGAAAGGGCUUGGGGGUCCCGAGCUUCCCGGUCCUCUUGGAGGAAUGGGGGCAGUCUUUCCUUUGAUGCUGCUGUCGCCCUGGCCCGGGAACGCCAGAGAACUGAGGCUCAGACAGUGCGGCGGACACAGACCUGCACUGGGGGUGGGGACUACAGCCUCAUCCCCAGAACCCCUCCCUGUAGCAUGAUCCCUGCCCAUUCUUCUCGGCCCCUUAGCUGCCUGGAGCUCCCACCUGAUGGCUCAGAAGGGUCUGGAACCCGGAGCCGGCUUAGUCUACCCCCCAGAGAACUGCAACCCCCUCACCCCCUAGUAUCUCCCCAGCGCAGAUCAUAUGCAUUUGAAAUACAGGCUAAUCCUGGGCAAGGUGAGGGGCUAUGAUUAGAACCGGAGCACUGGGCAAAGGGGACCAGUAAGUAGUCUUGACUCUGCAGGUCCCUGAGCAGACAUAGCUCCUACUCUAGGCUUUGACCUGGCAGCCAAACUCUGGAAAGCCCUGUCUUGGUUGGUUUACCUCAGCUUGUCUCAGACACAAAGCACUUAUCUCUUGAGACAGUACCAAGAAAAUCACCAAGAGACCACAGGGUAGGCAGAAUAGUAGAGGUUUCUCAAAGCGAGGAACAGAGGAAGAAUUCCAGCCAACUUCCCGCCCCCUUUGAUGUUGUGAACUUUUCUUCAUGGAAGUCCAUGGUAGAGGAUGGGACAGGCCAGCUCAGAGCCUUUCAUAUACAAACACUUCUGAUUAGCUCGUCCCUGUUCUGCUCCUGGACCCUUGGAUGCCUCCUGAACCUCCCAGCACCAGAGUAGGAGGAAACUCUUCGAAGCUCUCAGUGUUUGUGAGAGGGACUGACUCUCACUUCAGUCCCCCAAUCCUCGCCUUCCAGCCACCUUGCAGAAGAGAGGUCCUGCAGGAUCUCUCUGGCCUCUUCUUUUUCCUUUGGAAUCACUUCCUCCUAUUUCAGGAAAGAGGAAAGGCCUCACUCAGGCCCAGGGACUGCUUCUCCACACAGGCUGGGGCCACAAGUCCCAUCCUAGUAAGGAUCAAUGUAUCUGAAUAAAAGUUGUAUUUUUACAUGUAAA
This is a messenger RNA of Tupaia belangeri chinensis (Chinese tree shrew), 4290 nucleotides long. RefSeq names its product Rho GTPase activating protein 30 (gene ARHGAP30). Gene Ontology annotation, molecular function: GTPase activator activity. The record is from RefSeq and is a predicted model, not a curated record. Lineage: Eukaryota; Metazoa; Chordata; Mammalia; Scandentia; Tupaiidae. Bases 286 to 3591 code for a protein of 1101 amino acids. The transcript has 13 exons. Gene Ontology annotation, biological process: small GTPase-mediated signal transduction.